AUGGACGAAUCAGACCCUCUCCUCAGUGAGCUCUGCUCUAUAUGCCACAUCAACCCCCCCAAAUACCGCUGUCCGCGCUGUUCAACACGCACCUGCUCUCUCCCAUGCACACGCCGCCACAAGCUCUGGUCUCAAUGUUCCGGUGUCCGCGAUCCAGCCGCAUACCUCAAGCGAAGCGAACUAGCCACCGAAGUUGCAUUUGAUCGUGACUUUAACUUUAUCACCGGCAUUGAGCGCUCGCUGGAGCGUGCGGAGAGAGAUGUGGAAAAUCGGGGGAUUGAGUUGGCGCGUGGACAAGUCCCGCAAGGUGAAGAGGGCCAGGAUGAUGCUAGUUCUGGUACUGGUGCUGUUUCUGGGGCUGGGCGUAAGAGAAAACAUCCUACCCAGGGCCUGGUAAAGGGCGAAGCUGGGUUCCUGCGUGGUGCAGAGGCGGGCCUGGUGAAGGUUCUUCGGGCGCCGAGGGGGAUGUCGAGGAAUAAGCAGAAUACGUCACGGUGGCAUCCGAAGCACAAGUGUCUAAGCUGGACGGUGGAAUGGAUCUCCACCGCUGGAGAGAAGACUAUUCGCAAUGCGUUGGAGACAUACCUAAUCUCCGAGGCCUAUGACCGGGCCUACCCACUUCCUAAGCAGGACCGACCUGUUGCCGAUUCAAAGAAAGAGAAAGAAGUCGUGCAGGAGAAUACCCCUACAGAGCAGACUCCAACAGCCACCGAGACGCCCGAUACCUCAGUGCCCACAACUACAAUCACCACUACAGAGCCCACCGGUCCCUCCACAAACCCAGAGACAACCCAAACGCCUACGGCACCAACAGAACAAAAAGAAAAAGAACCAGAACCAGAACUUCCUCUAACGUCCCAUCGCAAUCUCUACUUCUACCUCCACCGCCCCCGAACAACCACCAAAAAACCCGUCCUCGCCCCCUCCCACCCUCCACAAAACUAG
This is a messenger RNA of Penicillium subrubescens, 945 nucleotides long. RefSeq names its product zinc finger HIT domain-containing protein. The record is from RefSeq and is a predicted model, not a curated record. Gene Ontology annotation, biological process: maturation of LSU-rRNA from tricistronic rRNA transcript (SSU-rRNA, 5.8S rRNA, LSU-rRNA); box C/D snoRNP assembly; snoRNA localization. The transcript is spliced from 3 exons. Gene Ontology annotation, cellular component: pre-snoRNP complex; nucleus. Lineage: Eukaryota; Fungi; Ascomycota; Eurotiomycetes; Eurotiales; Aspergillaceae. Bases 1 to 945 code for a protein of 314 amino acids.